UGCUUUGAGGUCACGCAAAGCGCAGCUGCUUUCAUCAGAGUUUGUUCUCGAUCAGAUAUCUUGCGUUGAAAUGGAAGAGCAAGCGUUGCCGUUUGUUCAGCAGAAAGAAAUUGAUAUCGAAAAUACAUUGGACAAGAUACGACAUCAAUUGGCUGCCAUGAGGAGCCAAGAUGCUACUCUUCAGAGACAAGUUAACAGAAUAAAGAUGAACAUUGAAGACAUAACUGUGGAAAUAGAGGCUAUGAUCAGGCCACAGAUGCAUCAGCCUGUGCAAACAAGGAGUGUAAAAACAAGCAACAACUGCAUCCCUAAGAUCAGGCAACAGCCAGCAUCUCCCGAGUCACCUGAACUGCACAAGCAAUGGUCAAGUCCCGUUGAGACCUGGAGAAUACGUCCACAUAGUUCCAGAUCGCUGCUACCCAGGCAAACGUCUCACUUCUAUGAGGAUGCUCUUUGGGAUGAAGGGACACCUGCAACUCUGGGAAGACCACGAUCAGUAUCCGAACCACAUGCAAAGUUUAGUGGAAGCAGUGGAAGUGUCAACAGCAUCACAUCAACUGGCAGCAGACUAAGUUCUGACACACAGCCUACAUCUCCACUGGCAACCUGUGACAGUAACAAAGACCAAGAUCAAUGCAAACCGGGCGAGAGCAUAGAAAGGAAGUCUUCCACAGAUUUUUCAAGACGAAGAAGCAGUCUCAGCAGAGCAUUCAGUUCAUUUCGAAAGGCAAGAGUUGGGCGAUGGCUGCUGCGCCGAUUUAGUCCAACAGACCUUAGCAGUCCAUCAAGUCUAACAGAUGUAUCAUUAUCUGUGAGAGAACCAGACGCACACACAAUCAUAUGACUACCUUGCGAUCAUCAAACAGAAUGAAAUAUGGAACUCCUAAAAACAGCAUUAAGAAAUUAUAGCCAAAUUAUAUUUGCUUUUUAUGGUGGAGAACCGUAUAGACAUGUACAGCAAGGGAACAGAGUAUAUAGUGAGUCUCAAUUAAACUUUUGUACAUUUGAUGACAGCUGCAAUAAGUUAGAACCUCAGAACUUGGCCUGAGGUGUAAUCCAAAGCACUUUAUUAUUAAUAGAAUACAUUAUGUUGGCCUGUAACUC
Corticium candelabrum is the source of this 1104-nucleotide messenger RNA. RefSeq lists its product as uncharacterized. NCBI's taxonomy places the organism in Eukaryota, Metazoa, Porifera, Homoscleromorpha, Homosclerophorida, Plakinidae. The transcript has 2 exons. The coding region runs from base 71 to 844 and encodes 257 amino acids. The record is from RefSeq and is a predicted model, not a curated record.